This is a messenger RNA of Hyaloscypha bicolor E, 1113 nucleotides long. RefSeq names its product FAD/NAD(P)-binding domain-containing protein. Gene Ontology annotation, cellular component: cytoplasm. The coding region runs from base 1 to 1113 and encodes 370 amino acids. The record is from RefSeq and is a predicted model, not a curated record. NCBI's taxonomy places the organism in Eukaryota, Fungi, Ascomycota, Leotiomycetes, Helotiales, Hyaloscyphaceae. The transcript has 4 exons. Gene Ontology annotation, molecular function: electron-transferring-flavoprotein dehydrogenase activity; flavin adenine dinucleotide binding.
AUGAAGAACAUUGUUAUUCUUGGAGGCUCCUACGCGGGAAUCAGCACCGCUCAUCGGCUUCUCAAGCACGUUGGGAAGACCGCACCCUUCAAAAUCACUCUGGUGUCUCCGAAUACGCAUUUCUAUUGGAGUAUGGCUGCGGCGAGAGGAUUAGUACCUGGACAGAUCUCUGAUGAGCAGCUUUUUCGGCCGAUUGCUGAGGGGUUUGAGCAAUAUCCCGCCAAUCAGUUCAAAUUCGUCCUCGGCUCGGCCGAAAGUGUUAACGUCGAAGCCAAACACGUUGGGAUUUCUGGCUCCACGGGCGCCUCAACGCUCGACUACGACUUCCUCAUUAUUGCUACUGGGUCUCGUGCCAAGGGAGAUGCACCUUUCAAGGGGGUUGGGUCGACAGAAGACACAAAGGCUGCUCGAAACGGCUUUCAUGUACGCGUUGAGAAAGCCAGGACGAUUGUCGUGGCUGGUGGUGGAGUAACUGGGUGUGAAACUGCUGGUGAGCUGGCGUACGAGUACGGACGAGAGAAGGAGAUUAUCUUCAUCGCAGGCCAUCCAACACUCCUCUCAGGAACCCCAACGACUUUUUCAACCUACGUCCAAAAGUCACUCCAAACCCUAAAAGUCAACCUCAAACUCUCUACCCAAGUCAAGAACGCAACCCAACUUCCCGACGGCUCCUACGAACUCUUGCUCUCGACCGGCGAGAAAUUGACCACGGACACAUAUAUCCCAACCUUUGGCCUAACCCCCAACUCCUCCUACCUGCCAACUGAGUUCCUCGACCCGAAAGGCUAUGUGGUCGUUGAUUCGUACCUCAAAGUUCUAGGAGUAAAGGAUGUCUGGGCUAUUGGUGAUGUGUCAAACUGCGAGUGGAGCCAGUUGAUACCGGCUAAUAAGCAGUCUGCCCAUCUGGCUAAGAGCAUUAUGUUGCUUCUGAAUAACAAGACACCACUUCCGUACAAAACGAUCUCUCAUCGUAUCACGGGAAUGCAGAUCGGUAGGAAUAAGGGGAUUGGCCAUUUUGGGAGUUGGAUCAUUCCGAGUUUUGUUAUUGUUUAUGUUAGGAGGAUGUUGUUUAUGGAGAAGAUGGGGGCAUGGCUUGAUGGGUCUGAAUUUUGA